Trypanosoma brucei brucei TREU927 is the source of this 1791-nucleotide messenger RNA. Its product is annotated as ATP-dependent DEAD/H RNA helicase, putative. The transcript has a single exon. Lineage: Eukaryota; Euglenozoa; Kinetoplastea; Trypanosomatida; Trypanosomatidae. Gene Ontology annotation, molecular function: nucleic acid binding; ATP binding. The record is from RefSeq and is a predicted model, not a curated record. The coding region runs from base 1 to 1791 and encodes 596 amino acids. Gene Ontology annotation, cellular component: nucleolus.
AUGAACAUCUACAGUUGGGAGAGCUCAGCUAGACCCCAGAAAGGUAAAGCCAAAAAGGCUGGGACCAUCGUGUUUCACCCAGAUGAGACUGUUGAUCUCUCCUUCAACCGCCUUCAAAAGGAAUAUCCACUUGACAAGACCGAGCACCCAAACUCUCAAAAAGCUUCGGAGGGGCAAACAGAACGGAAAAAGGCCCCUUUAAUGACUGCUGGGACAGCCAAAAAUCUCGUAAAGAGGAUGGGGUUCGAGGCUCUACUUCCCUGCCAAGCACAGUGUUACCGAGGCGUCUUUAACCGCCGUGACGUGAUUCUCCACAGCCGCACUGGGAGCGGUAAAACAUUGGCCUACGCUCUUCCCAUCAUCGAACGCCACCUCAUAAUGAGUUCUUUUUCUCCUCCCGCGUCGACUGGGCCAUUUCUUCUAAUAUUUCUUUUCAGCAACGAGUUGGCCGCGCAAACGAAGGGUGUGCUCAAGAAAAUAUAUCCCAAAUUGAAUAUACUCAUCGCCGGGUUUGACAAUCUUGAAGUUCGGCGCUGUGAUGUUUUGAUCGGGACUGUUCGCUCUCUUGAUGAGGCAAUUCGAGGCAGGUUGAGUAAGGAAUCUACCAGAGGGGAAAAGCGAACGCGUUCUGGUAGGGCAAGGGAAGAGGAAGAGGAAAAGGAGGAGGCUUAUUGUGAUGACCCUGGCACCGAUGAGAGGGAGGGGGACUUCGCUUCAUCCUCUGUUAGUGCUUCGAAUGUAUGUGCCAUUGUCGUAGAUGAGGUGGACCUGACACUUGGGCCACGCUUUUCUAACAUCGGGCGGCGCAUGCGGAAUCUUCUUAAUUUCAUACGAAAAGCAAACGGCUCACUGGCAAAAGGGCUAUUGACGGAUUACCGUGCUCACCACUACGUGCUCUGUGGGGCAACGAUUCCAAACUGGGUGGUGAAAGCGGGGUUUCUUGGAGUGAAAAAAUACUACUACCAGCUUGUGACAGUAGGGACUGCCAAGUUGCCAGAGAGACUGGAAUGCUUCUCCAUGUAUUGUCCGCAGAAAGCCCGUGUGGACAGGGCCGUACAAUUGCUUUCCACGGGAAAUUUUGGCCGCACCGUAGUUUUCGGAACCAGGAAGCAGGUGCUAAAGAUCGAGAGUUUUCUUUUAACGCAAAACCUGCAAUUUUCCUUCAGUUCGUUGGACCCUGGCAAGGAUGAGGUGGAGAGGAUCAAAGCGAUGGAAAAUUUUAACAGUGGUGCAGCUUCGGUUAUCUUUUGCACAGACCUUGCGGCCCGUGGAUUGGAUUUCAUCGAUGUACACAUGGUACUAAUGUUGUCGCUCCCGAAACACAAUAUGGCUGUUGAAACAUUUGUACACCGGGCGGGCCGCACUGCGCGGGCCGGGCGCCCCGGUAAAUGCUUACAACUGCACGAUGAACGUGAGGACGCUGCCAUUGAAGUUAUCGAAAAGAAUGCACACAUCGUUUUCAAGAAAUACAUUGUUGGUGGUGAAGGAAAAGGUAGCGUCGCACGUAAAAGGAUCAAAAAGGGGAACCUUACACCUCCUAACGACCAGGCGAAGACGACAUUCACGCUUACCGUGAAGAACCCCUUCAGGUCUACAAAGCCCGAUGCCGUUGUUCCUACUGCCCUGGAUGUACUCAAAAAGAAUAUUGGAUCUCUCUUCAGCAACGUCUGCAACGUCACGGAGGAUGUCAGUGGGGAGAUCGUAACGUUUGAGUACCCGGCCAACAGCUCGCAUGAAGUGAGGCAGAAGCUGUGGAAGUUUUCAUUGAAGGAAGUCACACCACAAAAUUAA